UGGUCUGAGUAUCUCCUGGGGUAUUUAACUCGGGUUGGGCCCCUUCAUCGCCGGACUAUUCCAAAUAUUUACUUCAUCAACCGUCAUACUUUGUGUCUUUAUAUUAUUUGAUUCGUCCAUUCUAUCCUACAUUCAUCGUACGCCAGCUGCCGCUAUCCAGUUCUCUACUCAAAUCUCUCCCUCCCAUUACUCCACGCCUCUUCUGUCACCGAUUCGCAAACCCGACCUACCAAAGUAUACACGAUAAAUAUCAACAACACAAGCGUAUCAACUUCCACCUGCCAAAAUGUCCGCCGAACAAAACUCAACAGCCAACGGCAAAGCACCUGUUCGAUCUGCCGACCCGCGCCCUGGCCUUGUGAAUGUGCAGCCCGCGCGCCUCGACGACUUGCAACCCAAGUACGCGCAGAGGAUCCAACACGAAGAAGACAACUCUGCCGCCCAUGGAUGGUAUGCUGGAUUGAUUCAUAGUUUGGGAGAAUGUCUCGGAUUUUUGGGUGCUAUCCCGUGCUGUGUCUGCUGCCCCAACCCCUACAAACCGGUAGACCAGGGCGAAGUGGGUUUGGUGACUAAAUUCGGACGAUUCGAACGCGCAGUCGACCCCGGUCUCGUCAAGAUCAACCCGUUGAGCGAGCGCCUCAAAUCCAUCGAUGUGAAGGUCCAAAUCGUGGAGGUCCCUCGCCAGGUCUGCAUGACCAAAGAUAACGUCACGCUGAAUUUGACCUCCGUCAUUUAUUACCAAGUCACGUCGCCCCACAAAUCCGCCUUUGGGAUCUCAAACAUCAAGCAGGCUCUGGUAGAGCGCACCCAGACAACUUUGCGCCAUGUCAUCGGUGCUAGAGUACUACAGGAUGUGAUUGAAAGGCGCGAGGAGAUCGCCCAGUCGACCGCGGAGAUCAUCGAAGAUGUUGCCUCCGGAUGGGGUGUCCUGGUGGAGUCGAUGCUUAUCAAGGAUAUCAUUUUCAGCGACGAGCUGCAGGACUCCCUCUCUAUGGCCGCGCAGUCCAAGCGUAUCGGUGAGAGCAAGGUCAUCGCUGCGCGUGCCGAAGUGGAAUCGGCCAAAUUGAUGCGCCAGGCUGCCGAUAUCUUGUCUUCUGCCCCUGCUAUGCAGAUCCGCUACCUCGAGGCGAUGCAAGCCAUGGCCAAGACCGCGAACAGCAAGGUUAUUUUCCUGCCCGCGAUCAACCAGUCCGUCCAGCAGCAGAUGUCCGCCGCCGAAAAUGCAGGCGAGGGACCCAGCCGAUACCAAUCAGCGGGUCAAGCCGAUGAUGGGUUCCAACGUGCGAUGAACGCGCGCGUGGUUGAGAACAUUUGAACGUGUCCGGCUAGGUAUGACUGGUUGUCGCGAUGAGCAACGAAUGGUUAUACGAUAAUACGUGGUAAGAACGAGACGCCACAUACAUAGCUGUCUAUGGUGGAGGGUAUACGAUGCUUGUUUUUCUUUCUUUGCUGUUCUCUCACCUUGUUUUGCUCUUGAGAACUGUACGACGAUACCCACUUUACUUCUGUCGCUCGACCUAAACUUAAUGAGCUAUCCUAUUACUUAAUGAUUACAAUGUUUUUGAUUCAUCGCAUGUUAUUUGGGAAUCUUUUCGUAUGAUUAUGUACAUAUCAAUAAUUACUGGACAUAUAUCGCAAGCCGAUGUCGAGGAGGAUAUGUAGUGGUAAUUUCCGGUCUACAACGUCCGUAUUGGUACCACAGGGGUACC
Messenger RNA from Aspergillus candidus, 1709 nucleotides. RefSeq names its product slipin family protein. The coding region runs from base 287 to 1315 and encodes 342 amino acids. NCBI's taxonomy places the organism in Eukaryota, Fungi, Ascomycota, Eurotiomycetes, Eurotiales, Aspergillaceae. The record is from RefSeq and is a predicted model, not a curated record. Gene Ontology annotation, cellular component: plasma membrane. The transcript is spliced from 4 exons.